UUGAAUAACCUGGACCCAGAGCUGAAGAACCUGUUUGACAUGUGUGGCAUCUCAGAGGCCCAGCUGAAGGACAAGGAGACCUCCAAGGUUAUCUACGACUUCAUCGAAAAGAAAGGAGGGGUGGAGGCCGUCAAGAACGAGCUCCGUAGGCAAGGUGAGCUCACCUGAACCACCCUCUGAGUUCUGUGUAUCUCAAGCAUUAAGGAUUCCACCCACUGUGAAUGUGAUGAACUUCCUUGUUGAGAAUGCACUCCACUGGUAAUGAGAUGGUGCAAGCCAGAUGGGGCUUAAUUAUGUGGCAUUUUUCCAGGGCCGCGCAGGUGGUGUGGUGGGUAACUAUCUGUGUGUUUCAAUAGAGUUGUGGUUGGUGUGAUUCUGCCUCAGGUGUUGACUGUGUGAGCUUUGACCUGCUUGACUGGAUAAAGCUAACUAGCUUGUGGUUUGUCUGAAUUUUAAAUAAACAGAGUUGAAAGGCUAUAAUGUAAAAUGUUGCCAGAAUUUCUGAGCUCUUGAACAGUCAAUGUACCAGAAGUAUAACUGAUUUAAAAAAUAUUAAUGAGAUUCCUGGUAUUCCACUACUCGACUCAGAAAAUCAAGCAUGGAUUGGAAACUUGUGGUGGAGUGUUUUAGUUUUUAGCACUGUUUGAUUUUGGAUGUUAAUUGCCAAGUUGCUGUGCUGGGUGUUGUUUUGGCUGUGUAUUGGAGUGAUUUGAAACAGAGUAUCUGGAUGACAGGGUUUGAAUUACACAUUAACUCUUGGAGGGUAACCUAUAAUUGGAAACAACGUUUAUGGGGUUGCACACGCUAUUUUCAGUGCCUAUUAAGUGAGAGAGCCCUGAUUUGUAAUGGGACCGAGCAGUACUCUUGUGCACCCCAGUAACUCGAACCCUGCUGGAUGGGAUAUUGACUCUUUAACUGACUUCUCUCUCUCUUUCUCCGUCUCUUUCCGUCUUUGUCCCACCCAGCCCCACCACCCCCUCCCUCUCGGGGAGGCCCACCUCCCCCUCCCCCGCCCCACAGCUCGGGCCCAGCUCCCCCCCCACCACCAUUGCGAGGUGGCCGGGGUGCCCCGCCACCACCUCCACCCUCUCGGGCCCCCACCUCUGCCCCUCCUCCACCCCCCCCCUCCAGGCCUGGCGCCCUAGGAGCCCCCCCUCCUCCCCCGCCCCCCACCAGAGGGGGCCACCACCACCAGCCACCACCUCCCCCUCCACCCUUGCAUGCCAACGCAGCACCCCAUGCCCCACCACCGCCUCCCCCACCAGCAGCACCACCCUCAGGUGGUGGGGGAGCCCCUCCUCCUCCACCACCUCCUCCACCACCCCCACCUGGACCCCUGCCCCCUCCAGAGCUGGACUGUGGUGUGCCAUUGUCCCACUCACCCCAGGGCUCGGGGGGUAAAUCGGCCCUGCUGGAGCAGAUCCGUGGGGGCACCCAGCUGAAGAAG
Molecule: messenger RNA, 1447 nt
Organism: Coregonus sp. 'balchen'
Lineage: Eukaryota; Metazoa; Chordata; Actinopteri; Salmoniformes; Salmonidae
Source: the annotation of a GenBank genome assembly